AUGUUAUCAAGGGCUUCUCUCUUCGACAACUUCUUGGACAUUACGGCCGCGCACGGUCGUGGAAAAAAAACUAUCGCACGUAACUUCUACGGAAACAACGCAUGACUGCACUGAAGCGACAUCAUGCGUUCGAAAAAGUUUGCAGCCAUCAGCGUAGUGCCAGAGGUCGCGUAGACGCGCUUGCUGUCGGUAGGAGUCGGCGUAGAAUUGUGUAUUAUUUUAUAGAAAACCACGCGAUAUACAAGGGUGACACGAUGACUGUCACCGAGCUAGCCACGCAGCAAGAUUUCGACGAUUUCGUCAAGUCCGAGGAACUCUCCGUCGUUCACUUUCACGCACCAUGGGCAGAGCAAUGUUCCCAAGUAAAUGAUGUGCUCGAGGAGAUGAAAAAGUUGGACCAGUAUAAAAGUGUAAAGUUCGCCAAGAUUGAAGCGGAGAAUAUACCUGAGGUAUCUCUGAAGUCCGGAGUAGCUGUUGUUCCCACUGUCCUUUUGUUGCGAAACAGUGGCAUAAUAGACAGGGUGGAUGGUGUCAAUGCCACUGAAUUGACUGAGAAAAUCAAACGUCAUUUGAAUAACAAGGAUGCCCCUUUGUUGAAUAUAAUCAAGUCGAAGGAAUCUCUCGAGGAUAGACUGAAGAAGCUGACAAACCAAGCGCCUUGUAUGUUGUUCAUGAAGGGAAACCCGCAGAAUCCACGAUGCGGCUUUUCCAGAACGAUUGUUUCCAUCCUAGACAGUUACAAGACAAAUUACAAAUCGUUCGACAUAUUACAAGAUAAUGAUGUUAGGGAAGGACUUAAAAAGUUUAGUAAUUGGCCAACGUAUCCACAACUGUAUCUAUAUGGAGAAUUAAUUGGUGGAUUGGACAUUGUGAAAGAGAUGAAUGAGUCAGGUGAACUAGAAAGUAUGCUACCGAAAAUGGAGAGUAUUGACACAAAGUGAAUUGUAAAGGUUAAAAUUUUUUUCAAGAAUUAAGUAGCUACUUUAUCUAUCAAUAAGUUUUUAAAUUAUUUUCUAAUUUGUAUUCAUAACAUGGUUCUGAAGUUAUUUGUUCAAAUCUAACUAAAUAAUUUAAAUUUGAUAACGUAUUGUUACGAAUAACUUUGGAAAUACAGAUGUUCCAAGUAAUAAUUACAAUUAAUCCUAAUAUCAAUAUGUGGAAUAUAAGAAGGGAAUGUGUUCAGCAGAGAAUAUAAUGAAAAUCAUCAAAUGUAUCAGAUGUACAUUUUGUAAACCAGGAUUAUAACAAUGUGUCAAAAUUACAAAUAAACAAAAUCUUUGAUCGUGCAAGGAAAAUUAU
Molecule: messenger RNA, 1299 nt
Organism: Linepithema humile (Argentine ant)
Lineage: Eukaryota; Metazoa; Arthropoda; Insecta; Hymenoptera; Formicidae
Gene: Grx3
Product: Glutaredoxin 3
Biological process (GO): intracellular iron ion homeostasis
Cellular component (GO): cytosol; nucleus
Source: RefSeq, a predicted model, not a curated record